AGGAGCUCGCCUGCGUGGGGUGAGCCCGGGAUGCCGGCCUGACAGAGGCGGUGCGGGGCAGCCCGGUUGCCUUGGCGCCGGGGUCUUGUCUGUCUGAGCAGCAGGACAUGGCGGAUUUCGACAGUUACGAUGAGCGGCAGCAGCAAUACAGCAGCUUCGGGGGAGGCCGGGGAAGAUCUCGAGUAAGUGCUCCCAGAAAACAGAAGGAAUUACCAACAGAACCCCCAUAUACAGCUUAUAUAGGAAAUCUACCUUUCAAUACUGUGCAAGGAGAUAUUGAUGCCAUUUUUAAAGAAUUGAAUGUGAUGAGUGUUCGAUUAGUCAGAGACAAAGAGACAGACAAAUUUAAAGGCUUCUGCUAUGUAGAAUUUCACGACCUGGAAUCUCUUAAAGAAGCCUUGACGUAUGACGGUGCUCUUCUUGGCGAUCGGUCUCUUCGGGUUGAUAUAGCGGAAGGCAGAAAACAGGAGAAGAGUGGAUUUGGCUUCAGGAGACCAGAAGAGAAAGGAGGUUUCAGAGAUGAGGACUAUAGUGAUCGCUCGAUGGGUGGAUUUGGAGGAACCAAAGUCAGAGGUGGUCGCCCUGCGGAUAGGCAAGGAGGUGGAGGUCGCUUCAGAGAAGGGCUUCCUCGUGGUUCUGGUAAUGAGUUCAGAGAGGCAACAGAAGAGGAGAGGGCACAAAGACCCAGGCUACAACUUAAACCACGCACAGUAGCUGCUCCCCUCAACCAAGUCGCCAAUCCAAAUUCAGCCAUAUUUGGUGGAGCCAGGCCUCGGGAGGAAAAAUCUGGGCAGGAGGGACCUUAGCAAGGCCGGACUUUGUGGAAAGUAGGCACAGCAGCUUCCAUUCCUAACAUUCCAUGGAUUUCCUUUUGUCUUCUCUUCCACUUGUCCGCACAUCACUGACUUUGGUUUUAAAAACAAACCCGCCAGCUUAUCUGUAGUUUAACACCUGCCUCGUACCAACUUUCUGCUUUGAACAAUUUGCUUUCUGUUAAUGGCAGUUGCUCCAUCUAAAAAAAAAGGAGCUUGAAAUAGAUUUUCUGAAGGUACGUGCAAAUGUUGCUGUCUUGAGUUUCUGAAGACCAGAAACACCACUGGUUCAUAAGAACAAUGUUGUACCAUCAGCUCUCAUCAACUAACUUUGUCCAAACUGCUUGUAAUGGUCUCAGAUAAAUCUGUGCCUACA
Messenger RNA from Amblyraja radiata (thorny skate), 1188 nucleotides. It is a transcript of the gene eif4h, whose product is annotated as eukaryotic translation initiation factor 4h. The record is from RefSeq and is a predicted model, not a curated record. Gene Ontology annotation, molecular function: RNA binding. The transcript has 6 exons. NCBI's taxonomy places the organism in Eukaryota, Metazoa, Chordata, Chondrichthyes, Rajiformes, Rajidae. Bases 108 to 806 code for a protein of 232 amino acids.